AUGAGCGAAGAAGACAUCGUCAAGACGGACCUCCUCAUCGUCGGCGCGGGGCCAGCCGGCGCCGCGCUGGCGUGCUUCCUGGGCUCCCACGGGCUCAAGGGCAUCAUGAUCGCAGCGGCCCCAGGCAACGCAGACACGCCGCGGGCGCACAUCACCAACAUGGCGGGGCUGGAGUGCCUGCGCGACAUCGGGCUGGAGGACGCGUGCGUGGACGCCAGCACGGGCGGCGACAGCAUGGAGCACACGCGGUGGUGCCACAGCAUGGCGGGCGCCGAGUUCGCGCGCAUCCACAGCUGGGGCAACGAUCCGGCGCGGCAUGGCGACUACUACGCGGCGUCGCCCUGCGCGCACGUCGACCUGCCACAGACGGAGCUCGAGCCCAUCCUGACUCGGCGGGCCGUGCACUCGGGCUGGACGAUGCGCUUCAACACGCGGCUGGUCACGUUUACGCGGCCCAAGCCCGACGUCAUCGUCUCUGAAGUGAGGGACGACAUGCUCGGCAAGACGUACAAGAUCCAGUCGCGGUUCUUGUUUGGGUGUGACGGCGCCCGCAGCCAGGUCGUCAGGGAGCUGGGCAUCCCGCUCAUCAAGAAGCCCGGUCAAGGCCUGGCGCUGAACAUCUUCAUCGAGGCUGACCUAUCGCACCUGAUCCCGAAUCGGUCAGGGAACCUGCACUGGGUGUUCCAGCCUGAGAAGGACUAUCCACCUUGGGGUUGGGCGGUGAUCGUGAGGAUGGUCCGCCCAUGGAAGGAGUGGAUGUUCAUAUGCCUGCCUGUACCAGGCGCAGAUGUUUCGGUUGACCAGUUCAGUCCUACGGAUGAAGAGUGCAUAUCACGGGUGAAGGAGAUCAUUGGAGACGAUUCAGUAAAGGUGCGCAUCAAGGACGUGAGCAAGUGGUGGAUCAAUGAGAUUGUGGCCGAGUACUACUCCGACGGCAACGUGUUCUGCUUCGGCGACGCCACACACAGGCACCCGCCAUUCAACGGCCUCGGCUCCAACACCUGCAUCCAGGACGCCUUCAACCUGGCCUGGAAGAUCUCCUACGUCAUGUCAGGCAAGGCAGGUCCCAAGCUCCUGGACUCAUUCAGCACCGAGCGGCAGCCGGUAGGGCAGGACGUGAUCACGCGGGCGAACCAGGGCCUGCGGGACCACACGGGCUGGAUCCAGGCGAUGGGGAUGAUGGACCCGGACAAGGAGGUGCGCGCGAAGGUGCUGGCCGAGUUCGACGACCCCGGGCCGGCGGGCCGCAGGCGCCGGCAGGAGUUCCAGAAGGGCAUCGAGAACACGGCGAGCGAGUUCCACGGGCUGGGCAUCGAGAUGAACCAGCGCUACUUCUCGGGCGCCGUGUACCAGGACGACGAGGAGGGCCCCGCCCCGCCGCUGCCCGACGACCCUGUCAAGCAGCUGCAGAUCUCCACGUACCCGGGCAGGCGGCUGCCGCACGUGUGGCUGAGCGAGCGCGUGCCUGUGAAGAAGUUCUCGACCAUCGAUCUUGCUGGACACGGGCGCUUCUGCCUGCUUACGGGCCCCGGCGGACAGGAGUGGAAGGUUGCGGCUGAGAAGGUCAGCAAGGCAGUCGGAGUGGAGAUCAAGGCGUACUCGAUUGGCUGGAAGCAGGACUAUGAGGAUGUGUACUUUGACUGGGCAAGAAGGAGGCAGGUUGAGGAGGACGGCUGUGUCCUGGUUCGCCCAGAUCGCUUCGUUGCCUGGCGCUCUCGUGAGAUAAUCCCGGAUGCUGUGGUGAAGUUGGAGAAGGUGAUGCGCAAGGUUUUGUCGCUUGAAUGA
Molecule: messenger RNA, 1785 nt
Organism: Diaporthe amygdali
Lineage: Eukaryota; Fungi; Ascomycota; Sordariomycetes; Diaporthales; Diaporthaceae
Product: dichlorophenol 6-monooxygenase
Exons: 2
Coding region: 1-1785 (594 amino acids)
Molecular function (GO): FAD binding
Source: RefSeq, a predicted model, not a curated record